Messenger RNA from Theileria orientalis strain Shintoku, 672 nucleotides. RefSeq names its product TS-Ikeda type piroplasm surface protein precursor. The transcript has a single exon. Lineage: Eukaryota; Apicomplexa; Aconoidasida; Piroplasmida; Theileriidae. The coding region runs from base 1 to 672 and encodes 223 amino acids. The record is from RefSeq and is a predicted model, not a curated record.
AUGCAUAAAUACACCAAAGUUUUCUUUGUAGCAAUCUUUGUACACACCUUGAAAUCUGGCUUGGUAUUUGCCCCCGUUUCAGGCACUGCCAUAGAUAUCGACAAGGAUGGUAAAUUCCCCGACAGAAUAACAAUCAACCACUUCCAGAGUGAUAUGGAAGGCUACAAGGCCUACACUUACCAAAAGGAUGGAGACAAAUACGUGAACAUCAGCAAAGUUUUCUAUGGUGAACGUCUGCUCAAGGUCGCCGGCUACAACAUGAAAUGCGACUACGUUUUCUACAUAAAGGUUUUCUGGAAGGCUGAUAUCGCUCCAUUCCUUAUAAAACUCAAAUACUACUCCUGGUCAUGGGCUCCUUACAGAAAGCACUUCAAGUUGAACCCACAGCUCGAAUGGGAGGAGGUGUUCAUUCCAACAAUUGAUGAGACAUCCGAGACCGGUUACAGGAAAUUGUUCAAGCAAAGGAUGGACAACCUUGUUUCUUUGAUCGGUGAUGACCUCCUUUCCACCUACAAACCAUUCAAGGCAACCAAGGCUGAACAGGUUGUUGCCGGUGCUACUGAGGAAGAGAAGUCUGACAAGAAGAAAUACGUUCUCAUGGUUGUUGUCGUUGUGGUAUUCGUUGUUGUUGCCUCUCUUGUUGUUUUCUUGGUUAAAUUCUGUUUGAAGUAG